CUGUCGUCUUAGUUCCUUCUUACUGUCUGUAAUAAUAAGGCAGUCUUUGCAUUGUUUUCUUCAUUGAGAAUAAUCAUAUCUAAAGCACUAAUUAUUGAACAUAAUCUAAAAGAGGAAAUCUCCAGUACUGAUCACUCUCAGAGUGGGCACUGAAAAUAUGUAGGUUCUUCCCUAAGAGAAAAGAUACUCAUCUCUCAGCUUUCCCCUCCUUGGUUAGUGUAAUGGAACUUGGGCCUCUUCUGAGCGAUAGAGUGGGAGAAGACCGGUGAGUUAUAGUAAGUGUUCUUCACAGUAUGCUCCCUAAUAUUUUAGACUAAUAGACUAACAUGACUAACCACUCUGACAUGUAAAAGAUGCAUAACUCCAUCUCGGAGCAAGUGAAUGUUCCUGAGAAGAACAAAACCUUGACAGAGUAAGCAGUACAGUUUGAAAGCUGUUUAUCUUUGUGCAACUAUUCAACCAUCUUAGGCGCUCCAGAGUUUCAUGUCCCUUACUUUGCGAUGCAAGUACAACUUUGGUGAGUUCCUAAAGAAUCGAUAUUACUCUGGAAGAUUAGAUAUUGACCACAACAAUGAAACACUUUCAAUAAUAGUCCAGCCUGGAGAGGGAGACAAGGCUGCUUUGCAUGACACAAGAUCUCUAUCAGGAGGUGAACGUUCCUUCUCAACAGUUUGUUUCAUUCUUUCAGUGUGGUCCAUUACUGAAUCUCCUUUCAGAUGCUUGGAUGAAUUUGAUGUCUACAUGGACAUGGUUAAUAGACGAAUUUCAAUGGACAUGAUGCUUAAGGUGGCAGACUCUCAGCAUUAUCGACAGUUCAUUUUUCUUACUCCACAAACCAUGAGUGCUGUACCUCCAAGUCGUCUUAUUAGAAUCCUCCAACUGGAGGACCCUGAAAGAAGCCAAAACCCGAGUUACCAAAAUGGACAUCAAGAAGAAGACUGAAAUAAAAGCACUAUGGUACCUUAAUUUUCCACGGUUUUGUGAUAUUUUAUACUAUAUGUAUAAUUAUGUCUAUAAUAAUAUUUACUUAUUAUUGUUCAUUAAGAGGAAAAUGUAAUCAGAUGAUAUGCCUGACAAAGGAAGAUGUUCCUUUUAGAUUUUCUGCAAAAGUACAUGUUUGUACAAACCUCAAAUGUAAAUACAGCACAAAAUUUUUAAAAAAUUAAGUUUCUGUUAGAAAAACUAAAACAUUAAUUUUGACUGCCUUUUUAAUUGUCAACUA
Molecule: messenger RNA, 1222 nt
Organism: Gavialis gangeticus (Gharial)
Lineage: Eukaryota; Metazoa; Chordata; Crocodylia; Gavialidae
Product: structural maintenance of chromosomes protein 6-like
Exons: 5
Coding region: 484-942 (152 amino acids)
Biological process (GO): double-strand break repair via homologous recombination
Cellular component (GO): site of double-strand break; Smc5-Smc6 complex; nucleus
Molecular function (GO): single-stranded DNA binding; damaged DNA binding
Source: RefSeq, a predicted model, not a curated record